This is a messenger RNA of Xenia sp. Carnegie-2017, 1405 nucleotides long. RefSeq names its product barH-like 2 homeobox protein. The coding region runs from base 146 to 796 and encodes 216 amino acids. NCBI's taxonomy places the organism in Eukaryota, Metazoa, Cnidaria, Anthozoa, Malacalcyonacea, Xeniidae. The transcript has 2 exons. The record is from RefSeq and is a predicted model, not a curated record. Gene Ontology annotation, biological process: regulation of transcription by RNA polymerase II; cell differentiation. Gene Ontology annotation, molecular function: RNA polymerase II cis-regulatory region sequence-specific DNA binding; DNA-binding transcription factor activity, RNA polymerase II-specific. Gene Ontology annotation, cellular component: nucleus.
CCGACCUGAGCAGUUCUUUAGUUUAGUAUGCCUUUAGUUGAUCAGGGGCCUCGCCUGGACACAACCUUGCAGACAGCCGAGAACAACAUUCGCAUCGCGAACAGCAUAAAUUUUUCUUUUGCUUUCUACAUCGAUUCACGAAGAAAUGAAUUCGUUCAGCAUCAAUGCCAUACUAGGCACACAUUCGUAUGAAAACCACGAGACGUUCAACCACGGGAAACAUAAGAAUAUCGAGUACAAAGUGGAUAAUAAGAAACGUAAACUUACCGAAACAGAAGAGGAAGAAGAUGACGAGUGUGGGAGCGAACUCGAAGAAGCCCGUUCACCCUACACAGAGGACUUGGACAGAGACUCGGUAAAUUUGCAUAAAAUGCGUCGCAGACGUACGGCGUUUACGAGCUCACAACUUAAAUCACUGGAAGAGAAAUUCGACGACAAAAAAUAUUUGACAAUUUCGGAACGAAACAAACUCGCAAAAUCGCUGAGUCUUAGCGACACGCAAGUGAAAACAUGGUUUCAAAAUCGACGCACGAAAUGGAAGAAGCAAAAUAUUUCGACCCAAAACAUGACGGCACAAAAUUACGGAUUCAUGGAACAGGCUUUUCCAGGAGACUAUGGAACUUUACUUCGCAUACCUCGAGAUCCCAUUUAUCCAUACCGCACGGACUGUUUAUUACCUCCGUUUAGUAGCCUGGCGGGAAAUUAUGGACUGUUUAGACCGACACCAAAUUUACAAGUGACUUAUUCAAACAUGCCCCUUUAUCCGUACACACAAAGUCGGUAUUAUUAUGGAUAAUCUAGUAUCAAUAGGAACUUGGGAGACAAAAGAACUGUCAAAGAUGCUAAUGCCAGUGCGAUCUAAUAAUGCGCUAACAAAUUUUCUUAAUCGAUAACUCCCUCUUUCCAUGAUUUAUAUAUGAUAACAUUUCAGUAUGUCAUGGAAUUCGACAUUAAAAUAUCAUAAUCACUAUAUCAUUGAAAUCAGAGCACUUGAGGUACGGGUAAUGCCUGUUUAUAUGAAUGCAAUCAGAAGGAAUGGAAUACCAUUGAUCCAUUUAGUAAUUUUAAUGCCUUCAAAAAAAAAGGAGUUGAUGGAUUUUCUCGGAUAUUGAAACUUCAUAAAUUAAAAAGAAAGCAUUGUCGAACGCUACAGAAAAAACUUAUUGAUGUUAACAUUUCUAUUAGUAUGACAGGAAAUAACGGUUUCCUAAGCUCCAAAAAUAUUUAUAUUAUUAUCUUUUGUAAAAGUAUGUACAAAAACGACACACACAUGCGAGAGUCGCUGUUUUUCGUGCUAGCCAAAACAACAAAGGAUAAGUAAUUAUAAUAGCUUUGAUCGCUAUACAUCACAGCAUGUAUUUUAUGGCAUGGAAACCCAUUAAAAUAUCGAUGUUAUUACUGCAAA